UCAAUAAAACACCACUUUGUUAACGUUUCUUGUGUAUAUUAACACAGACUCUGUUGUAAGCAGUGGUGUACGAAGUAUUUAUAGGCUUUUUCUGAGUAAAAGUACCAAUACAUUAUUGUCAAAAUACUCCAUUGCAAGUUAAAGUCCUCCAUUCAAAAUCUUACUUGAGUAAAAGUGCAAAAGUUUUAUCAGCAAAAUGUAAUUAAAGUAUCAAAAGUAAUAAUUGUGCAUACAAAUUGCCUUUAUGUGUGUAUGUAACAUAUCUGCAUUACUGUAUGUGACAUUUCUAGAAAAUGUUGUUGCAUCAGCAUUUUACUGUUGUAGACAAACAAAGUUUUGAAUGAGUUUUUGUAAAAUAUUCUAAUUAUUUGACUCUUUCGUGACUUAGUGUUAGUCCACUAGUUACAUUUUUAGAGAUGCAUUUUGUUAAAAGUAGCUAAAGCUGUUAAAUACAUUUAGUGGUAUACAAUUACAUGAUUUCCCGUUUAAAUGUAGAAGGGUAUACGUUUAAAUUAGCAUAUAAUGGAAAUACUCAAGUAAAGUACAAAUACCUCAAAGCAGUAGCCUACUUGAGGAAAUCUACUUUUUAGUGACUCCCAAUCUCUAAAUAAGUCGUUUGUAACUACAAUUCCCACAAUGCACCUGACGUAACACGCACUUUAUGGAGCCUCGGCGACUUCUAACGCUACUCACUUUUUCAGAAUAGCAAGCUAACGUCAGAUUGACCCAGCCUACCAUUCAAGCACUUCACCCCAUAAGGACUUUUUGUUAUGUGGAAGCUAUUUCUGCUUUAACAUGUUAUCAGUGUAAUGUCGGUGAGACCAUGUAGAGCCUGUUGUCGCGAGCUAAUGGGAUUAUUCCAAAGGGGAAACUGAAGAUAGCUUUCAACAACAACAACAACAACAACAAGGCGAAGGGGCAGAGCAGCUGCACAGGUCGGUCUAUAAUGACUAAAACUAACGUUACAUAUCUGGUUUAGUUAUUCAAAGUUGAUUUUCAGCGUAGGGAUACAUCUGUCAUUGUGUAUUACUGUGUCAUGGUUUAAUUAUAGCCAUUUUACCCGUAGCGUUACAGGCAACAGUGGCGUUGUAGCUAGCUAGAUAACCAGCGAGCUGUCCAUGUGCACACUGAGUUAUACCUUGUUGUGCGACGUAGGUAAAAGACAAUGUCUUCAACUGUUUAGCUGAUUAGUGUCAAUAUUUUAUAGCUAUCGACCCUUGUGUAUCUUCAUGUAUCACCCUGUUUCCCCACGCAGUGAGCUGGGGUUUCUGCCAGCCAUGUAUUCGUUUUCAGGCCCCACAAGCUAUCCUGAAUUUGACCUCGGAUCUCCAAGUACUUCUGGCCACCUACAGAGAGCACCUCUGUCGAACAGCAGCUGGGAGACGAGAUGCCUCAGGAAGCACAGGAGGAGAGUUGAUGAUGAAGGAUGCAGUGCCAAAAGGAGGAGGUUAAUGUUCGAGGCAGAAGUGGACAUUUCAGAGAACUCCAACACUAGCUCUCAUCAUGACUGGCCUUCAGCGCCCAGCCGCCCUCCUCUGCCUGCACAGCCCAGCAGUUCUGCCCCCCCACAGCCCUGCCCAGCGCCCCACAGCCCGCAGCCCUCCUCCACGCUGCCCCGACCCGAUCCAGAGAGCUCCUGCAUGGAGAUAGAGGCCGCUCAGAGGAGACUACAGGAGAUCGAAGACAGGAUAACGCUGGAGGAUGACGAUGAGGAUGAGGAUCUCGAUGUAGAGCCCGCCCCCAGACGACCAGUGCUGGUGAUGUCCGACAGUCUGAAGGAGGGUCUGCAGCGCGGCAUCAGUGACAUCCUGCCGCACACAGUGGCCCAGUCUGUGAGCCAGUCCUGCAUGGAGCUGGUGUUGUGGCGGCCUCCAGAAGAUCCCUUCUGUCGGAAGCGAAAGGUCUCUUUACAGAAACAGCAUAAAAAGCAGACUGUGUCUCGGCUCCCCCCGACUCCCUGUCCCUCUCCCACCCCUCACCCCCCCCUGAGCGCCUCCAGCCCGCCUGCAGACACACACUCCGCUCUGUACAGCUUCCCUGUAGCCCUCACCUCUGGAGAGGAGGACAUGGAGAUGUGAUGGUGCUUGAUGAUCGAGCAGCAUGCCAAAGUAAAAGACUUGAAAUGAAGUCGACAGAAGACUAUGAAGGACUUGGAACCACUUGAAAUUGGUCAGUUCGGCUUAACAUAAAUAUUUCACGUUUUGCUUUACAGUCACGCCGUUGAGGUUUUUUGACUAUAACCCCAAUCAACUAUGAAAGAUGUAACAAUAAGGCUGACCUUACCUAGUUUUAUUCAUUUCAAUGUCUCAAGACAUGAUGUCAAGAUACAUUUGGCAGCCUUACCCAACUGACUUACAGAAUUAACCUUUGCCCUUACAAGUGACAUCCUUUGUACAGCAUUUUUGCCAAAUCUUCUCCAACAACUCACUGAUGUGCUGUAAAUAACUUUGAUCUUUGUUAAACUUCAGUGUGCAGCACCUGAGUUUUGUACAGUUUUUCUAUGUUUAGCUUCUGGCAUUUACCAGGACAUAAAAGUUUGUUUGUGUGUUCAUGUUUGCUCAUAGCAUGACUUCCUGUUCACUGUUUUUGUGGUAGGAAUAUUAUCCACCCAUAGUUGUUAGCAAGUAAGUAAAGAAGUCAUGGAAAUGCACCUUUAAUGAGUUGAUUGUAUUUUCAUACUGUAUAUCUCCAUUACCACAAUUGCAACUAGCCAUCGAGUGUUAUGACCUUGUUUGUUUUUCAAUAAACUCUUACAUUUUCCAGA
Gymnodraco acuticeps is the source of this 2764-nucleotide messenger RNA. RefSeq names its product coiled-coil domain containing 117 (gene ccdc117). NCBI's taxonomy places the organism in Eukaryota, Metazoa, Chordata, Actinopteri, Perciformes, Bathydraconidae. The record is from RefSeq and is a predicted model, not a curated record. The transcript has 5 exons. The coding region runs from base 1230 to 2078 and encodes 282 amino acids.